This is a messenger RNA of Dicrocoelium dendriticum, 1358 nucleotides long. Lineage: Eukaryota; Metazoa; Platyhelminthes; Trematoda; Plagiorchiida; Dicrocoeliidae. The record is from the annotation of a GenBank genome assembly.
GAUAUUUUCCCGUGUACUGGACUCAGUUCUGUCCAACUACUCCACAAUGAUGAACCCGAAUAAAUUUCUCCCCCUUUCUCGAUUCUGCCGCUCUGUGAUGAAACCUUUGUGCCGAACGGCAUACGCCGACACACGCAAAAAUCUAUUGUUAGACAGCAACGUGAAGUUGAUAUGCCAAGGUUUCACUGGAAAACAAGGAACAUUCCACUCACAACAGACCCUAGACUACGGCACCAAACUUGUCGGAGGCGUAUCACCAGGCAAAGGCGGAUCACAGCAUCUCGGUCUCCCGGUGUUCAACACAGUCAAAGAAGCCAGAGAAGCUACCGGCGCUACCGCCACUGUUAUUUAUGUGCCGCCUCCAUUUGCUCCGGCGGCGAUUCUAGAAGCCUUAGAUGCCGAAAUUCCAUUAAUCAUUUGUAUUACCGAAGGAAUUCCACAACAUGAUAUGGUCCGGAUCAGGAAACGUCUUAUGCAGCAGUCUAGCUCACGAUUAGUUGGACCUAAUUGCCCUGGCAUAAUUAAACCAAAUGUGUGUAAGAUCGGAAUCAUGCCUGGCCAUAUACACACCCCAGGAAAAGUCGGUAUUGUCUCCCGCUCUGGCACUCUGACCUAUGAAGCAGUGUACCAGACUACACAGGAAGGUCUUGGGCAGUCGUUGUGUGUGGGGAUCGGCGGCGACCCAUUCAACGGAACCAACUUUACUGAUUGCUUGGAAGUGUUCCUCCAGGACCCAGGAACAGAGGGGAUAAUUUUGUUGGGCGAGAUCGGUGGGGAGGCGGAAGAAAAAGCUGCGGCCUAUCUGAAGGACCACAAUAGCGGUCCCAAUCGAAAACCAGUGGUCGCUUUCAUUGCUGGCGUGACUGCGCCGCCUGGUCGACGUAUGGGUCACGCAGGUGCAAUCAUUUCAAUGGGCAAGGGUGGAGCUAAAGAAAAGAUGGCCUCUCUGGAAGACGCUGGCGUACAUGUCACUGCUUCGCCCGCUCAACUCGGUGUCACUAUAUCUAAAGUUCUCCGAGAACGCAAAUGAUAACCACCGCACAAGGAUUUUCUUCGGUCUCUUUAUCUUCUUGCUGACCGUUGUGACCGGUGUGUGUACUUGACGUAAACCCGUAUUGUGGGAUUGUUUCUCCCUCGAUUCAACUCACUUUUAGCAAUAGAAAUUUCGAGCAAAGCACUUUGUGCGUUUACUGUUUUUAUCGAGAUACUCGCUGGCAAAACAGCACUCUUCUUAUUACUUUUCGAUUGACCUAUGUUGACCUAUUUUCAACGAAUUAACUCAAUUUAGUAAACACCAUAGAUCGUGUCACAUUAAUUUAACAAUUGAACUCCGAAGUUUGAAGUGGAUUUUAGCUGAA